GUGCUAUCGCUAAGGAGUUCUUGGAAUCGGCUCGUCCAUGUGAAGAGUUUUUCCCAGAACUCAGUGAAAAGGCUCAUCUAUUCAAUGGAUUUCAAUUCCUAGGAUUGCAAAGGAAUGAGCAUGACUACUAUGAGAUGACAUCUUUGUCGAAUAUGCUGGUCGACAAAGUGGAACCUCGAAAAUGGCCUGCAGGAACAUAUGUGUGGGGCAACAGUCCUCCCGAUAAACCGUUUCGAAAAGUCGUCGAAGGGCAGAAAAUUUUCGAUACCUUCAUUGCUUCCCUGGAUCCACAGAUCGGUGUCGAAGAGCUGAUCACACGAUUAAUGGAGAUCGGUACGGACGAGACAGAGU
Molecule: messenger RNA, 351 nt
Organism: Ostertagia ostertagi
Lineage: Eukaryota; Metazoa; Nematoda; Chromadorea; Rhabditida; Trichostrongylidae
Source: the annotation of a GenBank genome assembly